Molecule: messenger RNA, 2185 nt
Organism: Athene cunicularia (burrowing owl)
Lineage: Eukaryota; Metazoa; Chordata; Aves; Strigiformes; Strigidae
Gene: BAIAP2L2
Product: BAI1 associated protein 2 like 2
Exons: 14
Coding region: 14-1501 (495 amino acids)
Biological process (GO): plasma membrane organization; actin filament bundle assembly; positive regulation of actin filament polymerization
Cellular component (GO): cytosol; nucleoplasm
Molecular function (GO): protein binding
Source: RefSeq, a predicted model, not a curated record
AGAGACUCCAGAGAUGGACCUGUCCUACAGGUCCACCAUCUCCAUCUAUAAGAGUAUCCUGGAGCAGUUCAACCCUGCGCUGGAGAACCUGGUGUACCUGGGGAACAACUACCUGCAUGCCUUCCAUGCAUUAUCCAAAGCAGCUGAGGUGUAUUUUAAGGCAAUUGAGAAGAUUGGGGAGCAGGCGCUGGAGAGCUCCACCUCACACAUGCUGGGUGAAAUUCUGAUGCAGAUGUCUGACAUGCAGAGAAUCCUGAGCUCUGAUUUAGAAGUUGUGGCUCAGACCUUCCACGUGGACCUGCUGCAGCACAUGGAGAAGAACACCAAAAUGGAUGUACAGUUCAUCAGUGAGAGCCAGAAGCAGUAUGAGCUAGAGUACCAGCGCAGAGCCACCAAGCUGGAUAAAUGCAUGGCAGAGCUGUGGAGAAUGGAGAGGGCCCGUGAUAAAAAUGUCCGGGAGAUGAAGGAGAAUGUGAUGCGGCUACGCUCGGAGAUGCAGGCAUUCGUCUCUGAGAGCCAGAGGGAGGCUGAGCUGGAGGAGAAACGCCGCUACCGCUUUCUAGCUGAAAAGCACCACAUGCUUUACAACACUCUCCUACAGUUUUACAGCAGGGCUCGGGGCAUGAUCCAGACCAAGUCACCACAGUGGAAGGAGCAGCUGGAGGCCAGCCGCAACCCCUCAAACAGCCACUCGCAGGGGCUUCUCAUGGUCUCCCAUGGCCAGGGGUAUCCAUCGGGUCGGCUUAUCCCCAGCCACCUCGAGAUGCCCCAGAGACCCCUUGGAGACUUUUCUUCUCCCAUGACUGGGAGUAGAUCCAGCAUCUUCUCUCCCGAGCCUCCAGAAAUGAGACUGUCUCCCCAGCCAGAGACCGCCAGACGGCUGCUGCGGAGGACACCAUCAGCCAGUUUGGCCCCUACUGGCCGUACCUCCCGUUCGGGUUCCUUUGGCGAGGCCAGCAGUGGCAGUGAAGGCAGGAGGAGGAGUGGCAUGGUGAGAGUGCAGGCUAUCGUGCCCCAUGCGACAGGCGCCAACCGGACCCUGCUACAGUUUGACCCCGGGGAUGUCAUCAUGGUGUUGAUGCCAGACGCGCAGAAUGGCUGGCUCUAUGGCAAGCUGGAGGGCUCAUCCACAUGCGGUUGGUUCCCCGAAGCUUAUGUCAAGCCUCUGGAGGAUGCGAGGGAGAUGGAGGAGCCAACCACCAGGUCCUUCCCACUGCGAAGCAGUCACAGUAUGGAUGACAUCCUGGACUGUCCCAGCACUCCUUCCUCUAGCAAUUACUGGUCUGCUGCUGCCCAGCCCAGUUUGCCAAACUCACCUCCCCUCUCAGUGGGUGCCAGCAGUCACCAGAGUGGGGUGGCCACCCCAGUCAAUUCUGUCUCCAAGAAAACAGGACUAUUUGACCAUCCCCCUGAACUCUUCCCAAGAGGUACCAACCCCUUUGCCACAGUCAAGUUGCGCCCCACAGUCACCAACGACCGCUCAGCACCCAUCAUUCGAUGAAGUGGAGCUGUGGAUGGUGAACAAUUUCAGCAAGAAAGGGGGAGGCAUACAAGUGAUGGUCUGUGACCCCCAGCUGGGCAGCAACCUAGUGCUACCACUCAAGGAGUCACUUCUCUUUUCCCCUCCCUUGCCUCUGGCACCUGGCUGUCUGCUGUGCUUUAGCCAGCAGCAGAUCCCUGCUGCUCUUUUUGGAUUGCUCCCUGUCCCCCCUCCCUGUGUGAUGUUACUUUGCUUGAGUGGGAGAAGUCUCGUGUUACUGGUGCUGGUGGCCUGGAAGAUGCUGGUCUGGGAGGUGGAGGGGUGAAAGGGUGAGAUCAUUUGCAGCAUGGGGCAGUGCUAGCAGGAUGACAAAGGUGAAGCUUUGCCAGCCUUGCUGUAGGCAAAGGACACCUGCCCAAUAGUCCCUUUGCUACCAGAAAAAUGAACCUCAAAGGGAGGAGGUCACAAGAAGGCUUCCAGCGAUGUGGUCCAGCUGCCAGGGUCUGCAGCAUGCAGCACUCUGCUCUCAGCCCCUUUGGAAACUGUCCAUUUAUAGCAGCAUCUGCCCCUUCUCACCCCCAGUGCGGCCCCUUCCCUUGCUGGGCAGCCCCAGGGCAAGGUGGGGGCAGGUGACAGUGCCCAGCACCAGUACCCUGUUCCUUCACCUGUUAUCCUGUGGAAAAGAUUUGAGGUUUUUUUUUUUUA